Tricharina praecox is the source of this 1389-nucleotide messenger RNA. RefSeq lists its product as uncharacterized. Lineage: Eukaryota; Fungi; Ascomycota; Pezizomycetes; Pezizales; Pyronemataceae. The transcript has 3 exons. The record is from RefSeq and is a predicted model, not a curated record. The coding region runs from base 288 to 1250 and encodes 320 amino acids.
UUGAAAAUAACCCUACUCCCUCGCACUCAGUUAAGGUAGCUCCGCAUGGAUGACUCCGAUACGAUGCUGGUCCCAUAGUACACAUGAUUCGUUCCUGCAAGCUCUUCUUUCUUUCAACCUCCCCACCACACAUUCCACCAUCACCAUCUCCACCUCCGCCAACUCCCUUCCCCUCUCGUUCGCUAUUCUCGGCGAGCAGUAAAGGACCGGACUACGUAUAAAGUAACCCAAUUCUCCAGAACACCAACCCACCAUAGCGGGCCGUGUACCUCGAAACAUGACCGAGAAUGCAGUCGAAUACAUCAUCCAACACCACCUUUCUGGAGCGCUUGGCAGUAGCUCGUCUGCAGCAUACCGUUAACGAGCUGCAAACCCAAGUCGACCAAGACCGCACGCUCGUGGCGCCCACCCGCAAGGCCCUCUACUGCGUAUGCGACGACACGGCACUCACCGCCAACAUCCCCGAACUCAAGCGGUUCGUCGCGGACAAGAGCAUCACCAUGAUUGUGCCAUUCGCGACUCUCGAUUCCCUAGACCGCCUCAAAAAGGGCACCGAAAACGCCAACAUCCACGCGCGCGAGUCGAUCCGGUUCUUUGACCGAGCGCAGACGGCCGCGGGGCGCAAGCAGAUCACUGGCGUGCGGAUCCAAGGCCCGACCGAGAAAUUUAGCAGCUGGGAGGAGUGUCUUGCCGCGUGCGCUGGCAGCGCCGCCGCCACCGAUCCGGAACUCCAGCAGCCGCCAAACCAUAUCAAGGAGCUGCUCAACAGCGCAGUUUACCACGUGAACCGAUUCGUGGUUAAGGGUGCGGCGGGAGACCAGCAGCAGCAGAAGGUGCUCCUGGUUACGAAUGAUGAGAUCCUGAGGGAUUGGGCAGAGCUGUAUGGUGUUCCCACCGCGAGGAGUGGCGAGAUCGCCGGACUGGUCAAGCGCGAGGAGAUGGAGUACAUGGAGAAGAGGCGCCACUACGACUUCGCGAUGAACAACCCUCGCUCGCCGGCGUCGCCUGGAGGCGGAAGGGGCGGACGCGGCGGGGGGAUGGGCAGUUCCCGUGGAGGCCGUGGGGGAGGCGGGUUUGCCAGGCGCGACAGCUGGAAAGACGAGGAGCCGAGAUCCCCCAUCUCUCCCAACGGAUUCGGCGGUGGCGGCGGACGCGGAAGAUCUCCGAGAGACUCGAACCCUCCCGACUUUGUCCUUAGGGGCCCCCCGAGGGGCGUUGCUAGGGGACGCGGCAAGCUCUGGGAACCAUGAUUGACUACUAUUCCAUGCCACUGUGGCAAUACCACCGACCCACCUCGAAUACGAAUCAACCCAUCUAACGCGACAGCCAACUUGCUGAACGAUGCGAUAUCACUGAUGCGCCCCCCAUUUGAAUGCUCCUCGCACAAUC